AUGGGCUCUUGCUUUCUAGGGCAGGACCAUGCCUCUUCACCCAUCAUACCCAAAUCCAUUCAACUUACAACUGCCCUUCCCAGCCCCAGCCCCCACCCCCACCACCCCAAGUCCCCAGGAAAACCCACCCCUCCCCACAGUCCCCAGCCGCCAGAAACUCUUCCCACAGACUGCCCCCUUCAACCCCCAACCCCGAGUCCCAGGAAACCCCAUGUGUUCCCAGUCCCCAGUCCCCAGGAAUCCUUCCCACUGGCGUCCCCCUCCAACCGCCCACCCCAAGUCCCCGGCAAACCCCACUCCCCCCAGUCCCCAGGAACCCAUCCCAAUGGCACUCUCCCCCAAAUCCCCCACCCCAAGUCCCAGAAAACAGCCCCCCAGUCCCCAGCCCCCAGCAAACCCUUACCACUGGUGCCCCCCUCCAACGCCCCACCCCCCAAGUCCCAAUGGAAACCCCCCUCCGUUCCCAGCAAAACCCCACCUCUCCCCAGUCCCCAGCCCCCGGGAGCCCUUCCCACCCCCCAGGCGGCCCCCUUCAACCCCCCACCUCGAGUCCCCAGGAAACCGCCCCCCCCUCCGUCCCCAGCAAACCCAACCCCUACCCAGUCCCCAUUAACCUUCCCACUGCCCACCCCACAACACCCAACCCCCUCCGUCUCGGCCAACCUCCUUCCUCCACCUCAGGACCGAAACUCAAGACCGCCCGGACUGACCGGACUGGCAGAACUGCCUCGACUGCCGAGACUGGCUUGCCCCCGCAUCACCCCAAGUCCCAGUCACCAGAAACCCUUCCCACAGGCGGCCCCUUCAAACCCCCGACCCCGAGCCCCCAGGAAACCGCCCCUCCGUCCCAAGCAAACCAACCCCUCCCCAGUCUCCAGCCAACAGGAAUCCUUCCCACUGGCGCCCCCUCCAACCCCCAACCCAACGAAGUCCUUAGGAAACCGCCCCUCCGACCCCAGCAAACCCAACCCCUACCCAGUUCCCAGGAACCUUCCUACUGCCCACCCCCCACAACCCAAGGUAUAUAGAAUAAAGGAGAGAGGUACAGUCACUUUGGUCGCGGGGGUAGUUGUGGGGUAUUUCCGUGACAGGCCUGGAGGCCAGGGUGGGAGCGGUCAAGGCAAAACUACUGCCUUGGGAAACUUAAGUACCUUGGGUCGAAGAGAUUAG
This is a messenger RNA of Macrobrachium nipponense, 1170 nucleotides long. RefSeq lists its product as uncharacterized. The coding region runs from base 1 to 1170 and encodes 389 amino acids. The transcript is spliced from 3 exons. The record is from RefSeq and is a predicted model, not a curated record. Lineage: Eukaryota; Metazoa; Arthropoda; Malacostraca; Decapoda; Palaemonidae.